AUCAUGUUUGAGGUCUCCGCGGGAGUCGUUCUUAUGAAACCCGGAUUAUGUCCAUCACAUCACUCAACUUCAUUUAAUAACUACGUAUAUGCAUGUUAAGUAGAAGAUUUGAACUGUUAAUAGCAUUACAUUGUGGUUUGUACAAGAAACGUGCAAAUUUUGUGCCCGAAAUGAUAAAAAAUGUGUGUGUGUAUGUGUGUGCGAUCCGUCCUGUGUACCAAGUGAGUAAGUGACUAGUAACCGCUCAAGUUCUGCAACAACAACACAUUGCAGCACUCAAGAGGGAGAGGAGGAAGGCUCCACGACACAUUGCAGCACUCAAGAAGGAGAGGAGGAAGGCUCCACGACACAUUGCAGCACUCAAGAACGAGAGGAGGAAGGCUCCAAGACACAUUGCAGCACUCAAGAGGGAAAGGAGGAAGGCUCCAAGACACAUUGCAGCACUCAACAGGGAGAGGAGGAAGGCUCCACGACACAUUGCAGCACUCAACAGGGAGAGGAGGAAGGCUCCACGACACAUUGCAGCACUCAACAGGGAGAGGAGGAAGGCUCCACGACACAUUGUGACACUUGAGGGUACCAAUGGCACACCAAGAAUUGCAAAAUAUACAGGAUGGAGACACUUCUUAUGUGUGUGGAGAAUGUUUUCAGCUGUUUACUUCUAUGGAGUACUUCAAUUAUCAUCAUUGCACACCUUUGAAGUACAGUACAGCUAGUGGAUAUCAGGAAGUCAGCUGCAUUGAGGAGUCUUUUUCUUCUCUAGAUGAAAAAGAUUAUGGAAGCACAGGGACUGAGACUGUCAUGGACGAAGCUGUUGCUACCAUUCUGGGAGAAAAAAUGGAUUUGCCAGAGUCUCGGAGAAAUUCUUGCUCAAUGACGCUUGAUGAACCUACCAUCCAGCUUAACACAUGUGUUGCUAAUAACAAGAUUAUGCAUGGACCAUAUCAGCCCUUACCAAAUGCAAGGAGUAUUUCACAGUUCGAAGGAAGCCAAAUGGAUUUGUAUCCUGCUCAAUAUGUGGAACAAUCCAUUGAACACUUGAGUAUUGUUGAUCAGCAUGUUGGGCCUGUUGUGGAACAUAUUGUAGAAAAUAUUGAAAAUACCUUAGAAAACACUGAAGAAAUGCACUUUGGGCCAGGGAUGACAGUGGAAAGUGUAGAAAUCCCUUCGUCUAAUGUUUACAUCUUCGACAACCCUGUGUAUCUCAAUCGCCUAAUGAAAGACAACACUUGUGGCAAACGAGUGAGGCAUGAUGCUCCCUACAUCCAUCGUUUAGGACCCUGGGAUGACAAGUCUAGUCAACUAUUAAUCCAUCUUCUCAAAGUGUACCCAGAGGCAUAUUUUAUUUGGGGUAAAAAUUGCAAAAGAACAGAAGCCUGGGAAUUAAUACGAUACAAACUCAGUGAAGCUGGUCAUCACUUCACAGUACUGCAGAUUCGCAUGCGAUGGAGAGAACUUUGCAAGAGAUAUCGCAACAUUGUCAACCAUAAUGAUCAGCAUGAUACAAAACGAACUUGCCAAUAUUUUGAUGAUCUUAAUGACCUAUUUGGGGUUUGGGAUUCUAAGGCCACAUUACUUCUGAUCCGAGAAUUAGGAGCGAACCCUGCAAAGAGAUUUGGGCAGAAUGGAGGCACUCGUAUGAGGUAUAAAACAUGGAAACAAGUGCAGGAUGCUCUGUCAGAACAUGGAUAUGAAUACACCGCACACCAAGUUCAUGGGCGGUGGAAUGCACUAGUGACAUUAUACCGGAAGAUGGCAGAACACAACUGCAACGAAAGCAAAGAAAUAAUGACUGUUGCCUAUCAAGAUGCCAUAGAAACUGUGUUUAAGUAUGUCCCGGAGCGUAAAUCUAAGUUGGCUAAAAUUCGUGCAAAGCAAGGCCAGACAGUUAAGGAAUUUCAGAAAAAGUGGACCCUGCAUGCUGAACAAAUUCUUCUCAGAGGUUACAAAGAAAAAAUUGAACUGUUUAUUAAAAGUAAGAACAAGAGAGAAGUUUGGGAACAGAUUGUGAAGAUGAUGGAAGAUGAUGAUCACCACACUAGUGUAGAGAAAGUUAGGACAAGAUUCUAUGAAUUAUCAAAGCAAUAUGAAGCUGUGCUACGUCAUAAUUCUCAGCCUGGUACCCUUUACCGUGAGUCCAAACACCAUGAGAUCUUGGCAGAUAUCUACAGUAGCCAUAACUGCUGGCCUCACGAUGGUUCCACAAUGAAGUCUGACAACUCCAGUUCAUUGCGAUUGAGGCAAAUGAAAGCUCAGAUGGUGUGGAGUGAUGAAGAAUCCCGAGCUGUUCUCACGCUGUAUCCUCAGGUGUUAAUUGAACACCUGAGGAAUGGUGACCAACCACCUCUAGAGGAGCUAUGGGUCCAGCUGGCUAAAUACCUUUUUUCAACACACAACUUCUUCAAGCAACCAUAUGAGAUAGAGGAACAUGUAGCUCUACUUCGGCAAGGGUAUAAAAGCCAAAACCCUUUCCCCUUCAGAGCAGAGAUGGAGCUGCUGGAAGAGACUGAGCGUACCUUAUGCUUUUCUCCCGAAUCACCGUCAACAGUUCUUGCCCAGGUGGCUCAGUAUUGGAGCCAUUCUGCCGCACAUUGUAUGCUCAACUAUGUCAUACAUUACUACCAAGAAGGAAUAAAAGUAUUUAAAGAAAAUUUGUUUGAUAUUAUCAAUGAUGAUAUGAAAAAGCUUGGCUACAGGUACACUACUGAAGAAUGUCGGCAGUUCUACCAGUUGCUUAAAAAGAUUUACAAAAAGAAGGUUGAGGUCUUGAAAGAAGGCAAAGACACCUUUAAGCUGUGUCCUUAUAUGGACAAGAUGGAAGAACUGGAGGCAGCGAUGAUUAAAACUGAAUUUACUGUAACAGAUAAAGUGUAUAUGAAGACAGUCACAGCAGCUUCAUCCAGUUUGGAAGAGAUUGAAGGAAGCGAUGAGAAGUCGAAGCGUGCAUCACUGGAAGUGGAACUUUUGAGGAUUAAAAUGCAACUGAUGCAUGUUGACUGUGUUUCUCCCCUGCUACCCGUCAAGGGUAUUGCACAUGUUCUAUUGAAGUUUUUGAAUGAAGAGAACAGUAUUCAUGGGCUAGAUAACUGCAUAAAUUUAGAAAGAAUUUCCACCAUCUUGCAUCCCCAUAUAAAUAUUUUGAACUUAAUCUCACAAAGUGGACUGCAAUGCACACACUACAAAUCACAGCCAGACACUGCAAGAAAAUUGAGGAAAACAAAUCUGCCACAUAAGUCUGGUUCAAUAAAGUGGACAACUGAUAAUAUAUGCAUUAUGCUGGAUACUGUGAAGGAAUGGCAGCUAUUGUGUCAUGAUGAUGCUGAAGUGGAAGCUACUAGAGCAGAGGGUCAUCCUAUGUGGAAUGAAGUGGCAUACAGAUUAAGUCGACGCUAUAAGAAAUGCCCUAAUGUAUGUCAAAAGUUUUUUACAAAUCUGUGCCACAACUAUGUAAAGUAUAGAGUAUCCAGAAGUUCUUCAACUAAAAUGCCAGAGACUUUGUGUAAAAAUAAAAAAAUAAAAAACCUUUUACACACCGUUCUCUCUCGUGUGGGCUCUUGUGAUGCAGAAUGGGAUAUUCGAGAUGUGUCGUGGGCAAGUGAAACCAGUAGCUGGACCAUGGCUGAAAUAUUAGAACUGCUCUUCACUGUCAGAGAACUAUGGUCAGGAGGGACUAGUAUAGAUUGGAAACAGGUGAGUCUAAUGAUGAAAGCUGGCGGUCAUCAAAGAGAGGCAAAUUGUUGUUACUCUAAAUUUCACCAACUAUACAGUGGAUACCAAGCCGCAUAUGCUUAUAACCAAAAAUAUAGCAUUCGGGAACGACGACGACCAUCUUUUUAUUUCAAGAUUCAUUCCUUGUUUGGCUACAGAGAGAGAAUUCCAGGAUGUGAUUUUGAGCCAGUGACUAGUGAAGAUAAGGACUUGGAUGUGGAUGAACAAGAAGUGAUUGAAGUAUUGCUGGCCGAGAUGAAGGACAUGAAGGGCCUCACCUUGCACAGUGUUCCUCGCCUACCGCUUCUACUCUCUCUAUCUCACUUCCUCGAUGAGCAUUACCAGCAUCGGCCCAACACUUUCACACCAUACCAGAUUUGGCAUCUGUUAGUACAACUUCACAAUGCUCAGCUGGAAACUGUCCAGGAAGGUAGUGAGGGGCCAUUUGGUGCAGACCUUGAUGGCUUGUGGCAAGGACACUCGAGCCCUCUACAGGCUUACGGGCUUCAUGCUGUACCUCUUCCAGGAUGGCAGUUGAUCUGUGAUUGGAGUGAGGCAGAAUUGGAUAUUCUAACAAAGUCAGCCAUGGAAUGGAAGAUGAACUCUUCACAAGACAUAUCUAUGAGUGAGGUUUUCAGUGAGGCACUGAAAGCUGAAAAUUAUAAUAAGACAGCUAAACAGUGUCGUAAUCAGUGGCAUUACAUGAUAAAUGUUGUAAAACAUGGUGGAUACCAACGAUAUAAGAACCACAUUGAUCUUGUUUCUUUAUUACAGACCUCUCUGCCUAAACAAACUAGUUCUUGUAAGAAUAAAAGCAGCAUCACAAAAUUGUGUAAGGAAAGGAAAAACGUUAGUCAUUCGUUUGUUUCGUAUGGGGAUAGAAAUUCCUCACAAAAUCUCGACCAAAACAUGCCUAAUGUAUUCGUAACAAAUCGGACCACUAUUGUCGAGAGAGAAAAUAUCAAUGUAUUGCCUAAGGAUUCUCAAGUGUCUGAACAUUCUAAUGCGGUAGAUAAUUUAAUGAGCUUAAGUGAAAUCUCAAAUAAUGUUACAGAAGGGAAAUUAAAAAAUACAGUUAAAUCAAGUGAUGAGAAGGUAAUUAAGAAACGCAUACUUCAUCUAUUGAUGACAAACAUUUCAAAGAAGGAUAAAAUUCUAGUGGAAGUUUUAAGCAUUGCUGAAAAAGAUAAUUUCAAUGUGAUAGAAUGUCAAGCAGAAGAUGGGCACCAAAAAAGAAUUCUAAAGCUUCAUUAUCCAGUCAAGCAUACACUUCCUACUAAUGUCAAAUACAUUACUAUUCCCAAGAUGCUUGUUUAUCCAGCUUACAUAGAUCCUGCUGCUCAAGACUCCCCUAUACUAAGUACCAAAAGAAAUGGUAGAGAGUCAUACUGUUAUACUUCAGACUUCAAACUUACAAACCACCAGACAAAGAUUUUAGAGUGUGCUACGAGUAACCUCCGACUUCAAAUACGUGAAAAACAGAGAUAUUUAUAUCGAGGAUCACACAAAGGAAGACUUCGGGAAUCGUCAAUUAAACAGGUGAAAAUAAAUGGGAGAGUAUUGUCUGUGUGUCGCGUGGUGAGUAAAAACAACAUUUCACGAAUAAUAUUGAAAAUGAAAAGAAGAGGGUCCCAAUUGCAGAUGAUGAAGACAAGAAAGGUUUUAAAGCUAGCGUUAAAAAAACAAUUUAGUGAAUACAGUGAGUUUGAGAUAGAAAAGAGAAAAACAAGUGAUCAUGAGAAGGUUGAAGAGCAAGGAAGAGCCAAUUUAAUAUGCUUGAUAAACCAGUACCAUCUCCAACAUGAAAAAGGAAGGCUCUUUAAAAUACUGUUAAGAAAGGCACCAAGAAGAAACUUUAACCCUUGAUUAUAUUAUGCUACUCAUUGAUGAAAUGAGUUUUUUUUUUUUUUAUUAAUCUUUACAUGCUGUAUGAAGAAUGGACAGUAAUAACAUCACACACAACACAUGGAAAACUUCUAUUGUACUACAAUACAAAAUAAUUCACUUUUCAAAUGUUGUUUAACAGAUGCUUUGAGCAUGUGACCUAAGCCAGUUUGGAAAGGAGCAUGAAAUAUUAGGAAAGUUGGAGAAAAUGAGACCACAAAAUAAUGGAAGCAGAUUUAUUCUAAUUACUAUUUUUAGUAAUUAGUAAAAAAUUUUUUGUAAUUAUUCUAAUUACAUUUUUAUUUAAAAAAAUGAUAAUUUUCUAGUCAAGAUGCCAGUUCUAAGUGAUAUCCGAAUUGAAAAAAUAAACACAUCUGUUGCCUAUUUGAAUAAAGAAUGUUUGUAAUACUUGUAGCAAAUUAUAUAUUGCAAAUAUA
Messenger RNA from Procambarus clarkii (red swamp crayfish), 6029 nucleotides. The record is from RefSeq and is a predicted model, not a curated record. Lineage: Eukaryota; Metazoa; Arthropoda; Malacostraca; Decapoda; Cambaridae.